Molecule: messenger RNA, 1899 nt
Organism: Penicillium brasilianum
Lineage: Eukaryota; Fungi; Ascomycota; Eurotiomycetes; Eurotiales; Aspergillaceae
Source: the annotation of a GenBank genome assembly
UGGAAUCAUGUCUUCCAAACUUCUCGCAGCUCAGAUGUCUUCCCUCAGGCGCUUUGUGUGCUAUGGAACGAUCUUCCUUGAAACAAGCUAAUGACGCUUGUUGGACAUGUCGCCGUCGUCGAUGGAAAUGCGACCGGACUCUCCCAUCUUGCUGCAAAUGUGCCGCUGCGGAACAACACUGCUUGGGAUAUGGCAAAGAGCGACCACUGAGAUGGACAAACAGUGUGGCGAGCAGAGGUAAAUUGAUGGGCAAGACUGUGCCACGCCAAGAAAAUUUCUUCUCAAUCGGAAGGCUCCUUGUCGAUCCUGGCCUGCAGGAUUUGCCUACUGCAACUCGGGGCUACAUCGCAUACUUCGAAAGGGAAUGCUGCCAUGAAUUUGUGUUGGAUGUUACCGAUCCUAACAAUUCAGUAAAAGAUUUGAUGCGACUGAUUCCCUCAUCUCCUGGUUUUCGACAUACGAUCGUCUCGGUUGCAGCCCUACAUCAAGCAAACCGGCAGUUGACGAGCUCUGCUCAUGGGUAUAGUACUUUUAUGUCUGUAUUAAACGGAGUCAACUUACCAGAGAUCUCGAGACAACUUCUCCAAGUGCCAGCAUACUACGAUGCUCUCUAUCAUAAACAGAUGACACUUGCUUUCCUCAGAGACCAAUGCACGAGGGGUCAAUUGCGAAAUCCAGAUGAAGUAUUUGCUUCGAUACUCUUGUCAAUCUGGUUCGAGCUUAUGGAGUCCGGAAAAGAUCGCUGGAAGGAUCAUCUUCAUGGAUUACAAAAGAUCAUGCAGACUUUCAAUUUCCCUAGGGGCUUAGCGGCGUCUAUUCCGCAGUUUUCUUUCUCAAUGCUUUGAUACUAAUUAUUCCAUAUUUGGGAUCAUUGGUCCGACAUUCGUCAAAACCAAACUGCCCUACCGACCAAUUUUCACCACGAUACCCGUUAUCGACGUCUUGAAGCUUUCAGAGUCCCAAACAUGGGCCGGAUGCCCUGCAGAACUCCUAUUUGCACUAUCGCUGAUCAACGCCGCUUCAUCAAAUCCAGAACAGACUCCCGACCUAGUAUAUCAUAUUUGCUCUCUCCUUCAAAGAUUCUCCCCUAUACAAUGGGCUACCUCAGGAAGCAAGGCAGACAACGUCAUGCCGCGAUAUCAUUUUGCCCGGAUUUGGCGAGCAGCAGUGGAGAUAUAUGCAUCGCAGGUCUUUAACGCCGUUGAAGAUUUUGAUAUAAAUAUGCACUACCCCACUAGCUCGCUGGACUCGAUUAUCUCAAGUAUUGGAUCCAUGGAUGCAUCAAAUGCACACUACAGAGGUCUACUAUGGCCUACAUUUGUCAUUGGUGCCGAGGCACAGACGCCCGCUGAGAAAAGUAUCAUUGUGGAAUCAUAUGGACAUUCGUGGACGAUAUGGCGCUGUGAGAAUGUGACUAAUGCCUUGAGACUGCUGCAAAAGAUUUGGAAGCUAAGAGAAAUGGGAGACAUACCUCGGUGGUGGAUUGAAUAUGUAUAUGAAUCUGGAGAAGCGUGGAUGUUUGUAUGAAAUCUUGCUGUAAUGAAUUGGAAUGAGUCUUGAAACACGAAGACACCGGCAGGGCCAGCCAAAGGAACAAUCCGCGCUACAGGACGAAGAAGGCCUUAUAUAGGCUCAGCGCGAUGAACGCACAAAGAAGAGCCUCAGGCAAGUAGUGGAGACUAUUACCUGAGAGGAGCAACUGAGAGCAAGGCAUGACGGGGGGUGUGGACGAGUCAGAGGCAAAAGAUAGCGAUGAGGACUCCAGGAGCUGUUCUAAAAGCCGGUUGCUGAUCAAAGAUCUCAAUUGAUCGCACGAAUCUUCAGCGUGGAGACUAUGGAGAUUUUCUUGGUAUUUAGCAUAAAAUCUUGUAUUCGAAUACUUUGUGAAGUUGAUUGCAU